Lingula anatina is the source of this 1910-nucleotide messenger RNA. Its product is annotated as chloride intracellular channel protein 4-like. The record is from RefSeq and is a predicted model, not a curated record. Gene Ontology annotation, biological process: chloride transport. Gene Ontology annotation, cellular component: cytoplasm; apical plasma membrane. Lineage: Eukaryota; Metazoa; Brachiopoda; Lingulata; Lingulida; Lingulidae. Gene Ontology annotation, molecular function: chloride channel activity.
UAAAGGUAGCGCUAAUCUGGCUGAGAUUAGUUGCUGGCAGUUUGUAGGCAAGCACAGGGUGGCAGGUGGGUCGUAGAUGUGUAGAGGUGAAAGAAGAAGAAAAAGCUUAUUGGAGAGAAAACUUUAGAGCGUUCACACCACCUGAGCAGGUGAGGAAGUGAAGGUAGCCAUUAUACAGCACACCCCAUCAGGAUGUCAUCCAGAGAGAAUGGAAAAUGAUAACUUUGUCUCCUCAGACAUAAAUAUGUCACUGUAACUGCUGGUGACAUCAAUAUAAAUGAGUCAUCUUGAUGACAUAUGGAGAAAAUGAGAAAGAUGCAAUCUUCAGAUACAGCGCGGAACAGGAGGCCCUCCACACAGUAGAGUGAGUGAGCAUUAAACAUUGGUGUCAUUGAGAUAUUUCCCACCUGGGAGGGACUUGACUCAGCAAGGUUCAACUGACAUCGAAAACACAGGCAGCGGAACAAUAUUCAGUGCCAAAUAUGGCCAAGAACGGCCCAAAAGAGGGCACCACUGGUGACAUGAAUACGGAAAUGUCUGUGCCAUCCAAUCACCUGGAGUUAUUUGUUAAAGCAGGACGCGAUGGAGAAAGUUAUGGCGCUUGCCCAUUUUGCCAUCGCAUGUUCAUGAUUCUGUUACUGAAAGCCAAUGCUGGAGAACUAACAUUCACAGUCACAACUGUCAAUAUGUCCAAGCCACCACCAGAUUUCAAAAAGUUAUCCAGUCGCUUGCCGGUUGUGGUGCAUGGCAACGAGGUACUCUGCGACAGUGACGACAUCGUGCAGUACAUAGAUGACAACUUUCCGAAUCCUGACCUGCGGUUCAAUAACCAAAAAGCUGCGGAAGCCUCGCUGGGGUGCUUCUCAAAGUUUUCCUUCUAUAUCAAAGAGGUGUCGCUUUCACCAACACAUUUAAUUUCAGAACUGAUGAAAAUGGACUCGUACUUAGCUGGGGCAAAGACCGAGUUUCUCUGCUGCAAUGAGUUGUCCCAUUUGGAUUGUUUAAUGCUACCUAAGCUGCACCACAUCAGGGUGGUGUCCAAAGUUUUCAAAAAUUUCGAGUUCCCGCAUGAGUUUGUACACCUCUGGCGGUACCUAGCCAACGCGUACAGGUGCGAGGUGUUCCGUAAAACAUGUCCGCCAGACCAGGAGAUUAUUUACCAUUGGGCGAGCAAGCCAGAAUUGCCGAGACUUUCCAAAGAUGCCAGUAUUAUGUAUGGGCCAGAAACUGUUCCAAGGUACACAUUUGAUGUACCUAUUAAACAGAUCAAUGGUCAUUGGUGAGCAGUCCUGUUUUUUUUUUUUUUUUUUUUUUUUUUUUUAAUCCAAUUCAGAUAUCCGAUUUUUUCUUGGCAGCUUUCCAACUUGAUUCAUUUGGCCUCCAAACACAUGGUUUUCAGCCCACCAAGCCAUUUCUUACUACGUACUUAUUUUCUUACAACUUAAAAUCUGGUUGAGACAAGGAUGAUACGGACACUUUGGAGAAAGUCAACUAUUUUAAUUUUACACAAUUAUCAUUUUGUAUUUUGUAUUCCUAUAUAUAAAAUGUAUGUUCCAAUCUGUUCUUGAAGAUCUGCCUGUAUUUAUAAUUAUACUCAACUACAGCAAAUUACACACACUUCUAUGCACAUUUUUCAGAAUUUAAGAUUUUGUUUCAUGCUGUGAUCUCAGAAUACAUUAUAAGUAAGAGUAUCAGGUAUCUGUGGGACAGAUGUAUAGUAAUGUAUUGGGAAGAAUUAUAUGAUACAUAUAUGUAAAUGUUCCUAUGUGAGACAAUCAGUCAUAUAUUUAGGGGGAUUUCAUUUCAGAGAUUUUACUGUUUUUUUGGAGCAUCAUUGAUAUAGGAAAGGGUUUAUCCUUCUAAAAGGGUAUAUUUUUUGUGUGGGGAUCCAAACUGGGGCUUUUACUGAU